Molecule: messenger RNA, 1632 nt
Organism: Echinops telfairi (small Madagascar hedgehog)
Lineage: Eukaryota; Metazoa; Chordata; Mammalia; Afrosoricida; Tenrecidae
Gene: SELENBP1
Product: selenium binding protein 1
Exons: 12
Coding region: 56-1474 (472 amino acids)
Molecular function (GO): selenium binding
Source: RefSeq, a predicted model, not a curated record
UCUCCACCUGGCCCGCUCCCAGGAAGCAGGCACACCGGGACCAGAAAGGCGCAGCAUGGCCACGAAAUGUGGGCAGUGUGGACCCGGCUACCCGACACCCCAGGAGGCCAUGAAAGGGCCCCGGGAAGAGAUUGUCUACCUGCCCUGCAUUUACCGAAACACGGGCAUUGAGGCCCCGGACUAUUUGGCCACCGUGGACGUUGACCCCAAGUCUCCCCACUAUUGCCAGGUCAUCCACCGGCUCCCCAUGCCCCAUCUGAAGGACGAGCUGCACCACUCGGGGUGGAACACCUGCAGCAGCUGCUUCGGUGACAGCAGCAAGUCGCGCACCAAGCUGGUGCUACCCUGCCUCAUCUCCUCCCGCAUCUACGUGGUGGAUGUGGGCUCGGCGCCCCGGGCCCCCAAGCUGCACAAGGUCAUCGAAGCCAGUGACGUGCAUACUAAGUGCGGCCUGAGUUCCCUCCAUACUAGCCACUGUCUGGCCAGUGGGGAGGUGAUGAUCAGUGCUCUGGGAGACCCCAAGGGCAAUGCCAAAGGGGGCUUCGUGCUGCUCGAUGGGGAGACAUUUGAAGUGAAAGGGACUUGGGAGCAGCCUGGGGCUGCCGCACCAAUGGGCUAUGACUUCUGGUACCAACCUCGACACAACGUCAUGAUCAGCACGGAAUGGGCCGCUCCCAAUGUCAUACGGGAUGGCUUCAACCCUGAGGAUGUGAAGGCUGGGCUAUACGGGAGCCACUUGCACGUGUGGGACUGGCAGCGCCGCAAGCUCGUGCAGACCCUGACCCUGCAGGACGGGCUCAUCCCCCUGGAGAUCCGCUUCCUACACAACCCAGACGCCACUCAGGGCUUCGUGGGCUGUGCCCUCAGCUCCAACAUCCAGCGCUUCUACAAGAACGAGGCGGGUACUUGGUCAGUAGAGAAGGUGAUCCAGGUGGCUCCCAAGAAAGUGAAGGGCUGGCUGUUGCCUGAAAUGCCAGGCCUGAUCACUGACAUCCUGGUGUCCCUGGAUGACCGUUUCCUGUACUUCAGCAACUGGCUACAUGGAGACCUGAGGCAGUAUGACAUCUCUGACCCAAAGAAGCCCAUCCUCACGGGACAGCUGUUCCUGGGCGGCAGCGUGGUGAAGGGAGGACCCGUGCAAGUGCUGAAGGACCAGGAGCUGGAGUCCCAGCCCGAGCCCCUGGUGGUGAAGGGGAAGCGUGUGGCUGGAGGCCCCCAGAUGAUCCAGCUCAGCCUGGAUGGGAAGCGUCUGUAUGUCACCACAUCGCUGUACAGUGCCUGGGACAAGCAGUUUUACCCUGACCUCAUCAGGGAAGGUUCUGUGAUGCUGCAGAUCGAUGUAAACACAGCCCAGGGAGGGCUGAAAUUGAACCCCAACUUCCUGGUGGACUUUGGGAAGGAACCCCUUGGGCCCGCCCUGGCCCAUGAGCUCCGCUACCCGGGAGGAGACUGCAGCUCGGACAUCUGGAUCUGAUGUCUGUUUCUCGUCGCCUGUACACGUUCUGAGCUUUCACUUCCAGCUCUCUGCUCAAGCUUGGUCCCCAACUUUAGCCUGUGGAGAGGUGUCUUCUUUAGCGAGCCCUGCUGUGUGUUGCACGCUGUGCAAGAAAUAAUAAAUGGUGAGCCAUCAAA